Molecule: messenger RNA, 1983 nt
Organism: Histoplasma capsulatum G186AR
Lineage: Eukaryota; Fungi; Ascomycota; Eurotiomycetes; Onygenales; Ajellomycetaceae
Exons: 2
Coding region: 1-1983 (660 amino acids)
Source: RefSeq, a predicted model, not a curated record
AUGCGCCCCGAAACUCCCCUUCCGCUCCCCGCCUGCUGGCCGGACGCGGACACCUACAUAUCCUCCCUCCUCUCCUUCAUAACGACUUCUACUAUAUUCCGCAACCUGUGCGGGGGCGUGCAUAUCCUCGACUUCCUCACCCGCAUUCCAGAUCUCUACACAACCGUCCUCCCGCAAGAGUGGAGGGAUUUCUUCGUGCACCAUGAUAUUGGAGUUAUAUUAGAUUUGCUCAUGCGAGAGGAUAUAGACGCGCUGCUACGGAAUAUUACAGGUCCGGCCAAUUCGCAUGGAGAUGAUUUUGGUGGCUGCUGGAGAGGAGCACCCGUGCUUCCCCCCGAGAGUCUUCUGCGAUAUAUCAAUGAUGUUCGCCGACAUUGCCUCCAGCGUGAAUUUCCGCGAUUGCCAAUCCCAAUAUCGAACACCAGUAACAGCCAACCUUCCAACAACAAUAAUGAUCAUAACAAUCAUAAGCAUAAUAAUGGUAAUCACGAUACCAUCCCGCAGCACAUUGCUAUCGGUAUGAAACCCAAAAAAGCCCAUGAAGUCGCUCAUUUCGCGCGCUACGUCGACGCACUAUCCGAUUAUAUCCAGCAGCAAGCAGGUGGGGCGGAGGACAUCUCGCAUAUUGUCGAUUUUGGCUCCGGGCAGAAUUACCUGGGCAGGACAUUAGCGAGCCCGUUGUAUAAUCGGCAGAUUAUCGCUAUUGAACGCAGGCAGAAUAAUAUUAGCGGCGCGAUUGGGAAGGAUGUGCUUGCGAAGUUGAAGAAGAAUAAGACCAAAAAGAAGAACCAAGGGAAGAAGGAGAAUGCGAGUGGUGAUGUUGAGGUUGCGGCAGAGUCUGACUCUGCUGUGUCGACAUCACGGAAUGGGGAGGAGGUUCGGGUUGAGGAUGGAAAGGAGGGUGUGAUUGAUCUUGAUAUGGGGGGGUGUGUUGGCCGCAAUAAUGGCCGGACUGCAUAUAACGCUGUGGUAAAGGAGAGACAUGGUUAUAAAGGGUCUAUGGAUUAUAUCGAACAUGAUAUCCAAAAUGGAUACCUGGAGGCCAUAGUCAGGCAUGUCGUGGAACCAUCAUCUCCUCCAAGUCCAAACGGUCAAAAUCCACAAAGCCAACGUGCAUGCAAAUAUCCAGAUUCGCCGCCCGUCUCCGAAAGCAAUACCAAACCCGCUCGCGUGAUGGUCAUCUCCCUCCACUCUUGUGGCAACCUCGUCCACCACGGUAUCCGCUCCCUCAUCCUCAACCCCUCCGUCACCGCCAUCGCCAUGAUCGGCUGCUGCUACAACCUCAUGACCGAACGCCUCGGUCCUGUAACCUACAAACUCCCCAUCCUCCGCUCCCUCCACCCUCGCCUCGAAGCUACUUCAAAUGCCUACGACCCACACGGUUUCCCCAUGAGCAAGAAGCUCGAAACGUACAGGCACGAGGGCGGUACCGGGAUCAAGUUGAACAUCACCGCGCGCAUGAUGGCUGUCCAGGCGCCUUAUAACUGGGGCCCGAAGGAUAGCGAGACUUUCUUCACAAGACACUUUUACCGCGCGCUGUUGCAGCGGGUGCUGGUGGAUUAUGGCGUUGUGCCUGUUCCCGGGAUUGGGGGUCCAAUUGGCGAUGUACCCUUGGAAGGCGGAGGCAAGGCGGAGGAAGUGGCCAGCGGUACGCCGUUGAUUGUUGGAUCGAUGCGUAAGGCUGCGUUCGUUUCGUUUGCCGCAUAUGCGCACGCGGCUAUUGAGAAGUUAUCGCGGGAUGCGCAUUACGGGGGGGCGAUUCAGGAAAAGGGGUAUGAGGCGCGGUAUGCAGUGUAUCGGAAGAAUCUGAGCAUUGUGUGGAGUCUCAUGGCGUUUAGUGCUGGGGUUGUAGAAUCAGUGAUUGUGGUGGAUCGGUGGCUGUUUCUGCGUGAGCAGACUGAGGUGAAGGAGGCGUGGGUGGAGGCGGUGUUUGACUAUCAGCAAAGCCCAAGGAAUUUGGUUGUUGUUGGGAUUAAAGGGUGA